Messenger RNA from Fraxinus pennsylvanica, 1776 nucleotides. NCBI's taxonomy places the organism in Eukaryota, Viridiplantae, Streptophyta, Magnoliopsida, Lamiales, Oleaceae. The record is from the annotation of a GenBank genome assembly.
AUGGGCCGCUUCAAUUUGGCAUCUUCGAAGCGGAAUCCGAAGCAGUGGCGUCUGCUGGACAUACUCUCCGCCGCCCUCUUAGCGGCGGUGCUGCUCUUUUUCAUGUUAGUUUUCACUCCACUGGGCGGGUCUGGGCGAGCGCGGACAUCCGGGUCUGGGUACGAUCCCGGGCAACGGGCGAGGGUGGUGGCGCUGCUGGAGUCGGGGAGUCAGACGGCGGCGGUGAAAAUUGAAUCUUGUCCGGCGGAUACGGUGGAUUAUAUGCCCUGUGAAGAUCCGAGACAUAAUAGUCAGCUUAGCCGGGAAAUGAAUUACUACAGGGAAAGGCAUUGCCCAAACCCGGAAGAAAUGCCGCUCUGCUUGAUCCCGCCGACCAAAGGGUACCGCAUUCCUGUCCACUGGCCGGAAAGUUUGUACAAGAUAUGGCACGAAAACAUGCCUUAUAACAAAAUAGCUGAUAGGAAAGGCCAUCAGGGAUGGAUGAAAAAGGAAGGCCGAUACUUCAUAUUUCCUGGUGGUGGUACAAUGUUCCCGGAUGGAGCAGUACAAUAUAUUGAGAAGCUCAAACAGUAUAUACCGAUAGCUGGUGGGGUUUUGAGAACGGCCCUUGAUAUGGGAUGUGGGGUUGCUAGUUUUGGUGGGUACAUGCUUGCAGAAGACAUAUUAACUCUUUCUUUUGCUCCAAGGGAUUCACACAAAUCACAAAUACAGUUUGCUUUGGAAAGAGGAAUACCAGCUUUGGUUGCUAUGCUCGGCACUCGCAGGCUUCCAUUUCCUGGUUUCUCUUUCGAUUUGGUGCACUGUUCUCGAUGCUUGAUCCCUUUCACUGCGUAUAAUGCAACAUAUUUUCUUGAAGUUGAUCGGUUACUUCGCCCAGGAGGCUACCUAGUCAUCUCCGGUCCCCCUGUACAGUGGCAUAAACAAGAUAAGGAAUGGGCUGAGCUUCAGGCAGUAGCCAAAUCAUUGUGUUAUAAACUCAUUGUCGUGGAUGGGAACACUGCCAUCUGGAAAAAGCGAAAUGGGGAUUCGUGUCAUCCUAGUCAAAAUGACUUCAACCUUAGCUUGUGUGAUGAAUCCGACAACCCAAGUGUUGCCUGGUACUUCAAGUUGAAAAAAUGUGCGAGCAGGAUGUCUUCUGCCAAGGGACUAUAUGCUGUUGGGACAAUUCCAAAAUGGCCAGAACGGUUGACUAAAGCUCCUUCAAGGGCCAGUGUGAUGAUAAAUGGAAUUGAUGAGUUUGAAUCUGACAAUCGGGGAUGGGCGAGGAUAGUUGCUUACUAUAAAAAUUCAUUAAACGUACAAUUAGGAACUUCCUCCAUACGAAAUGUCAUGGACAUGAAUGCAUUCUUUGGAGGUUUUGCUGCAGCGCUAUUAUCUGAUCCAGUUUGGGUGAUGAACGUUGUCCCUGCUCACAAGCCUUAUACACUUGAUGUCAUUUAUGAUAGAGGUCUUAUAGGAAUUUACCAUGACUGGUGCGAGCCUUUCUCAACAUAUCCUCGGACUUAUGAUUUGAUUCAUGUAGCUGCUAUUGAAUCUCUAAUAAAGGAUCCCAUCUCCGGAAAGAGUAGGUGUAACCUUGUGGAUGUAAUGGUGGAAAUUGAUCGAAUUUUGCGUCCUGAAGGCACGAUUGUGAUUCGAGAUACACCUGCAGUGAUUGCUAAAGUAGAUCGAAUUGCUCGUGCCAUAAGAUGGAAAGCUUCUAUACACGGGAAAGAACCCGAGUCGCAUGGAAACGAGAAAAUUCUUGUAGCAAGAAAGAACUUCUGGAAGCUAUAG